Messenger RNA from Coffea arabica (coffee), 4680 nucleotides. The record is from RefSeq and is a predicted model, not a curated record. NCBI's taxonomy places the organism in Eukaryota, Viridiplantae, Streptophyta, Magnoliopsida, Gentianales, Rubiaceae.
UCCUCCAAAAAUCCAGCCAGUCAGUCAAUUGACUCAGUGCGCAAAGGCUCCCUUGUUCUCUUGGGCUCCGGAGGCUCGUUGAAGUUGAAACCCUCUUCCUGAUUCCUCCUCCACGAUAGCAGGCAGCAAAAUGGCCUACACAAAAACCCCAAUCUUCGUCGUCCUCUUCCUCAUCACCCUCCUCCCGAUCUCCACCAAUUCUCAAGACCCCACUUCGGAUUUGCUCGCCCAGCUCGAAUCCCUCCAAUCCCAGUCCCCCAAUGGCGGCGUUAUCCAUCUCACUGAUUCCCUCCUCAAACGGAUCCUAUCCAUUCCAGCUCCUCGUCCCUUUACUUUCCUCAUCUUCUUUGACGCCCAACAACUCCACUCCAAACCCGAACUCUCCCUCCCGUCUCUCAAAUCCGAGUUCUCCCUCGUCUCUAAAUCCUUUUUAGCCAACAACCCUCCAGCUUCUCACUCAAAACUGUUCUUCUUCGACAUUGAAUUUCAAGAAUCCCAGUCCUCUUUCGCCCUUUUCGGAGUAAAUUCUCUGCCCCACAUCAAACUUAUCCCCGCUGAAGCCACCGAUGUCAAGAAAGACUCCUUCCAGAUGGAUGCGUCAGAUUUCUCGAGGCUCGCCGAAUCCAUGGCUGAAUUUGUCGAGGCCAAAACGAAGCUGAGCAUUGGGCCGAUUGAUCGCCCUCCUUUGAUUUCUAAGAAGCAAUUGAUGUUUCUCGUUGCUGUUAUUCUGAUUUGGGCUCCAUUCUUGGUGAAAAAAGUGAUUUCUGGGAACACCCUUUUGCACAAUAAGAGCGUUUGGAUGACCGGAGCGAUUUUCGUCUACUUUUUCAGUGUCUCCGGGUCAAUGCAUAACAUAAUUAGGAAAAUGCCCAUGUUUUUGGUUGAUAGGAAUGAUCCUGGGAAGUUGGUUUUCUUUUAUCAGGGGUCCGGGAUGCAGUUGGGAGCUGAAGGGUUCGCGGUUGGGUUCUUGUACACUGUGGUGGGAUUGUUGCUGGCUUUUGUUACUCAUGUGCUUGUCUAUGUGAGGAAUAGGAAUGCUCAGAGGUUGGUGAUGAUUUUUGUGAUGUUUGUUUCCUUCUGGGCUGUUCAGAAGGUGGUCUUCUUGGAUAAUUGGAAGACUGGAUAUGGUAUUCACGCUUACUGGCCAACAAGCUGGAAGUGAUUGUGGUGAUUGAUUUGAGGCUGAUUGACGUAGAGGCGCCUUAGCCAUUGGCUUUGGGUAAGAGAUUUGUACCAGUUUAGAUUGUAAGACAGAGCAAUUGAUAAGGAAAUUUAAGUGACGACAUAAAUAUUUCGACUUUACAUUGUCUGUUUUAUUUCUACUUAGGAUGGAUGUAUACCUCACCGCUACCUGAGACUGCACUAUAUGUGCUGGUCGAAAUUUUCAACACUGGCAAUGUGCAACCUUUUCUCGUACUGAUUUCAUACUAUGCCUUAAACAGUUUAUUAAAAAUUUUAUGUUUGCAAUGGCUGGAUACUACCGUGCUUCAUUCACUACUAGUGAGUUUCCAACAAGCAUUUUCCCAGCCGUGUUUAGCUUUAGAAUAUACAUUGUGAACUUGUUGAGUUACUUGUGUCUUAGUUCUUUCUCUUUUGUAUUUAUAGAUGAAUGUCUGCUUUCUUGUAAUUCUGGGACUAAUCUGUCAAAUACUUUUGGAUGUCCUUGUUGCGUGGUCUAUCUUCUGAAAUUUACACAUUUAGAUGAUGUUUAUAAUUUGGUUAAAGAAAAGGGUAAGACUUCCUUUUGGCAUAGGUAAAGUGAGAGGGGGUUAAUUAUGCUACAUUUGGCACAAAGAAUUGAGUUUUAGAGUCCCCUUGUCCUGUUGUAGAGGCUAAUAGAUGAAGUGCAACUCUUAUAUCUUCUUUACUUUAUUUGAGAUGCUUAUUGAUUCGACACAGUUGUGGUCAUUAAAGGAGUAAAGCAUAGAGGUUUCCAGUAAUUAUAAGUAACCUGCGAACUCUGUUUUCCAAAUGUUCCCCCACACCCCCCCCCCCCGGGGGGCCCGCAGGGAGAAAAAAUUCCCCAAUCCUCAAUUACUAUAUUACAGGCAUAGUAAGGAUUUUUUUUGGACAAGUUGUUAUAGGAUCUUAGAAAUGGAAUAAAUUUUUCUAAGAGGUGCCUAACUGGCAAAGGUAAAAGUGCUGAAAAGUAUAUAAAUAUAUGAAUGCCCCUUUCCAGGUGUGUUUAAAUAAAAAACAAGAAACAUGAACAAGAUGAUGGUGGAAAAUCUGGAUUUGAGAGCUGGUAUCUCAGUUGAUUUUGUUGCUCACUGUGCUUUGAGUUGAUCAUAAUUCAUAACCAUUUUGGUUUGAUUCUGAGCAAUGAGUCAACUUUUGAUAAAGACUCUGUAUGUCUUAAGCAAAUAUUCUUAAUUGGCAUUGUCAAUAUAUUUGGUGACUCUUAGCUUAUCUUCUUUGUAAUUUUUUGUUCUUUCUUGAUUCCUUUGCUAAAUUGAAGGAGGAGCUUCCUGGCACCCUUAAGCUUUUGCUGAAUGGAAUCAUGGAUGGCUUAUGGAUUUCUUCAUUUUUUUUCUUUAUUAGAUGAGGCAUCUACUUAUAGUGCCCGUAGUUUCCUCACCCUCUCCCACACACACACAGAGCCCCCCACCCCCCCCCCUCCCAACCCAAAAAAAAAACUCUCUUCUUAUUUGUCCAUUUUAAUUCGCCAGGAAUUAUGAGAUUGAGGAGAUAAUCUCUGUUGAAUUUGUCAUGGUAACUCUGCAUUUCAUCUCAGUUAGAAGAUGGUACAAGGAUAUAAGCUAUGCCAUUGAUAACAUGAUUUUGUAGCUGCUUGGAGAUAUACUUUUCCCUGCUGUCCAGUCUUUUGCUAAAUUCUUAGAUGGACAUGUGCCACCAUGGACUGUGAGAUGAGAAUGUGGGACCUACAUAUUGGCUUACAGGUCCAUGGUGGCACAAGUUCACCUAGGAAUUAUCUUCCAGUUUUAGAUGAUCUGUUGCCUUCUGUUCUCAUGGACAUAAAAUAAGUUGUGAUAAACUGAUUGUGGUUUUGGGCAUGACCCUAUUAAUUUAGGGUUGCUGUUGAUUUUGUAUCCGCAUGAACUAUAGCUUAUGGAUAAUGAUGUCAUCCAUUAUCUCCAUUUCCACACUGAGAGGAAUGCAGAUAAGUAUAUCCAGCAUGACUCUUGAGUUUGAAAUUAGUGAAUAGCAAGAGGCUUUUACUUGGCAGUCAAAGACGUGCAUUCUUUGGUGAUAACGUCUUUGGCUUUUCAAUGUUCUCUCACCUAGUUAAAGAAUGAAUCUUGUAUUUUUAAUGAUGAUAGUGGCAGUGGAGGAUCUGCAGUUGUAUCAUAGUAGUCUACGAAGUCUUGAUACGGUGAAUAAAGCAAUUUGUUAUUUACCUUUGUUGAAUCACAGCUCAUCAAAUUCGGGGAGAGGUUGAAUCCUCUGGUGAUUAUGCAUCCCAGUGCAUUCUCAAUAGCCCUGUUAAAACUGUUUUUGUCCAUUGAGGUCGUCAUAUAUAAAUGUCUGGGCUCUUAAAGUUAGACAAGGCCAUGUCGGUCAUCACCAUGAUGAGUCGGAACUUACUUGUGAUGAAUGAAACCUUCCUCUGUGGACAGGAGAGUGCUUGGUUAGGCAUGACAGGAUAGAAUGUUCAAAGUUGAUGCAGUCUCUACAUAAUCUACGAGCAGAAAAUGUUUAUGGAUGUUAAGGUCCAUGUACUGGGAUGUGGUGAUAGUCUUAUUAGCAUAAGCAUCAGCCAGGAAAACAAACUCUCGUCAAAAUAAAGAAUAUAUUCCUUCCCCAAGAAAGUAAACGGAUCAUUUUGCGUCUUGAAGACUUCCCUAUGAGGGAAAUCAACUUUCAAACAGCAGUUUUUCCUCCCGACACGUUCUUUUUCAAUCUCUAUGGAUAAAGUUCUUCUGGGGCGGCAAAAAAGUCCUGUAAACGAAGAGGGGUCGGUUUGCUUCAGGCAGAUGCUCUGUGCUAGAUCGCAUUACGCACCCCAAAUUUAAUAAUGUCUUUUUUCACAACUUAGCGUAGCCAUGCAGCAGACUGGGAGAUGCCUUGAACGGCAUAUUCUAUUUAAUUGCCCUUGUGAACCUAUCAAAAUCAUCAUUUUUCUAUUGUGUCAUAGCUCAUAUAAUCUUCACAACUGCUGCAGUUAUUCUUCCUACAAUUCUCAAAGUCCCGAGGGAAGAAAAGGAAAGAUGGAAGAACAAGUUGAAAUGGUGGGGAAAGCAUUUGUGGAUCAUUACUACCACCUGUUUGAUAAUGACAGACCUUCUCUUGCUCUUCUGUACCAACCAACUUCCAUGCUUACAUUUGAAGGCCAAAAGAUUCAGGGGACAGAUAAUAUAAUUGCAAAGUUGGUGCAAUUGCCAUUCCAGCAAUGCCAUCACGUAAUUAGCACCAUCGAUUCUCAACCAUCAUCCUUUGCUGGAGGCAUUUUAGUCUUCGUCAGUGGUACCCUCCAACUGCAAGGAGAGGACCAUCCUCUAAGGUUUAGUCAGAUGUUUCAUUUGAUACCCACGGUGGAAGGAAGCUUUUUCGUGUUGAACGACAUAUUUCGCCUCAACUAUGCUUGAAUACAGUCCUUUUCCUGGCAAUUGAUUCUUCCGAUAAAGAAAACAUGUGAAAAUGAGAAAAGGUUGCCCUGUGAAGUUCGAUCGUGAUUGUUGUUUUGUUCCAGAAAUCUGAUAUGCUAAAUAUAUUGUUGUG